This is a messenger RNA of Trypanosoma cruzi, 1603 nucleotides long. RefSeq lists its product as uncharacterized. NCBI's taxonomy places the organism in Eukaryota, Euglenozoa, Kinetoplastea, Trypanosomatida, Trypanosomatidae. The record is from RefSeq and is a predicted model, not a curated record. The transcript has a single exon. The annotation marks the transcript as partial.
AUGGCGCUUCCCGCACGGAUGGUGACGCUGCGGCGAGGGGCUCCAUGCACAUUGAGCUGCCAUCAUUCAUUUUGUGCGAUUCAAAGUUUGGGCAGAGGUGUGAUGAUAUUGACUCGCGUGGCUUUGUACCAGCGCACAUGCAAGCCGCCACAGGAGGGCGCCAAGGACGCGGCUGCAACAUGUCGUGCUGCAUUUCAGCACUUUAUUCGCCUUCGGAGCUCUGAAUAUACCGGGACACAUGUGCCCACGUUCGAUAAGACCGCUACAAGUACUGCGACGGCCACUAACGGAGUGGCGCUGGAAGACGAUGAGGCGGAGGAGCCCAUGCGUCAUGCGUUGGAGACGAUUGAAGUCUGCCCAGUCACAAGCAAUGGACGUCAUACGGACGCACGAUGCACCGAGAAGGUUGAAAGGAUAAAAGAGAAGAAUGGGGGGAGGUGCUUGCGGUCAGAACGGAUGCAGCCCUCUUCUUCUUCUUCAUUCUUCUUCGCUUCCUGCUCCGUACCGCGGGGAAAACGGGAUUUGUGUCGUCUGCAUCAACGCGCGGCGAAGGAUUUGAAUAUGGCACGAGAAACGCAGAUUCGAAUGGAAUAUGAGCGUGCAGUGAACAUUUUACACGAAAUUCAUAUGGCCCUGAAGGGGAUUAUGCCUCCUUUUGGAGGUCCUCAUGGGAGUCAGUCGAGAAGACCACACAAGGAAUGGUUGGAUUCCACCGAAGCAAUACGAUUUGAACGUUUGCAUCAACUCCGCGAUACCACAAGCCGACUUUCGACGGCACAUUUUCUUUUACUGCCUGUGGCUUCCAUUCUACAGUUUCUUGAGCUCGUUGGGAGCAUUGCUGCUCUUGUGCAGGAGCCGCACAGCACCGCCCAUGGUUAUGUUGUGCGACAGGCGGUGCGGGCACUCUUCCUCGAUAUCACUGCCGCCACAAUGAACACAAGCAAGGGGCCUGCUUCUACCAGUCAUACGGGAAAUAAAGUGAAUUCACAGAUGCAUCUUUUAUCAGGUCUUCAUUACUACAAACUUCUGCGCGUCAUGCUCUCUCUACCAUCCGUUGAAACCAUUGAGGUGUCUGGCAACACUGGAACAGUGAUGCCAUUGGAGGAGUUCUGUGUGCGGCAGUUAAGUAAUGGUGUAAACGUCUCUGUGCAAUCAAAUCUUAAGCUGUUUCUUCAUGAGAUUGGACCAAUUCGUGCUGUUCGUGUGGUCGCGUGGUGCAUGCGCCAUGCAGCCUCACUGCCUGUCUCAUCAUGGCAAGGGAAAAAACGCCCUUCAUUCGGGGCAUCCUCCGUCUUGCCACCACGUGGGGAGUUGCGCAUUCCCUUUGGUGUUGGCAAGGAGUAUACACAAAGUGUGUUGGCCUCCUUUUCGGGGUACAAUCCCCGUGGGGACGAUACCAGCAAGGAGAAUGUGACUAAAGAGAAGGCGCGAACAACAUUUGGGGUAAAAGAGCUGGCGGUGUUGUGCAACGCCAUUGUCUUUUAUGAGAUCCGGACAAUGGAGGCCGUGAAGGUUCUUGUGGAGGCCGCACCGGUGUGUGCAGCGGGGGUAGAGGAGUUGUCAGGCCAUCAGUUGAGUUGUGUCAUGCUCGCUUACGCGACGC